UGACGAUUGCGUUUCCCCGCCCUUUCUCCCGCCGCCACCGGGUUCUAGGAAGAUGGCGAAGGUCACAGAGCGUUACGACGUGACUUGGGAAGAAAUGCGAGAUAAAAUGAGAAAAUGGAGAGAAGAAAACUCAAGAAAUAGUGAACAAAUCAUGGAAGUUGGAGAAGAAUUAAUUAAUGAUUAUGCUUCUAAGCUUGGGGAUGACAUUUGGAUCAUAUAUGAGCAGGUGAUGAUUGCAGCCCUAGACUAUGGUCGGGAUGACUUGGCAUUGUUUUGUCUUCAGGAGUUAAGAAGACAGUUCCCUGGUAGUCACAGAGUAAAGCGGUUAACGGGCAUGCGAUUUGAAGCUAUGGAAAGAUAUGAUGAUGCUAUACAACUAUAUGAUCGAAUUUUGCAAGAAGAUCCUACUAACACUGCUGCAAGAAAGCGUAAGAUUGCCAUUCGCAAAGCCCAGGGGAAGAAUGUGGAGGCCAUUCGAGAGCUGAAUGAGUAUCUGGAACAAUUUGUAGGAGACCAAGAAGCCUGGCAUGAACUCGCAGAACUCUAUAUCAAUGAACAUGAUUAUGCCAAGGCAGCCUUCUGCUUAGAGGAGCUAAUGAUGAGCAACCCACACAACCACCUGUACUGUCAGCAGUACGCGGAAGUCAAAUACACCCAAGGUGGACUUGAAAACCUUGAGCUUUCAAGAAAGUAUUUUGCACAGGCCCUGAAACUCAACAACCGAAACAUGAGAGCUCUGUUUGGGCUUUACAUGUCUGCAAGUCAUAUUGCUUCUAAUCCAAAAGCAAGUGCAAAAAUGAAAAAGGACAACAUCAAAUAUGCCAGUUGGGCUGCUAAUCAAAUAAACAGGGCUUAUCAGUUUGCAGGUCGAAGUAAGAAGGAAACCAAAUACUCUCUUAAGGCAGUUGAAGACAUGUUGGAAACAUUGCAGAUCACUCAGUCUUAAGGUUGCAGAGACUCUUUGACAUUAGAUUUCAAAACUGUACAGCUGAACGUCUUGGCCUGUGACUUAUUUACUAAAUGCCAAGUGCUGUUUGCAUUCAUUUUCUUUGAAGAGGUCAGUUUUAAAAAAUGUGUUUAAAUAAACCUCAACUUGCCUUGUAUUGAUAAGCAGGGAGUUGGAGGGAGUCCAUGGAAGAGAGAUUCAAGACCUAUUGAUUGUAUAUCUGUCUUCUUGUUGCCCCCAUUUACCUUAAAAAUAAACCAUGAUUUAUUAAACUCAUGCAUGAAAAUCCAGGUUUCUUUUGUUAUAUUGUAAUUAAUAUGCUAUUAUAGAGCUCGUUUGUCAGCUAAGUUCUUCUCAUUGGUGUUGAUAAAUUUACAAAAUUUAUAGCUUGCAGAAACAAGUUACUUUGAAUGUUUUAUAGUGACAGACUGGAUUUUGUGGCCUGUGUGAAUGUUUAUUAUUUUAAUUUGUUCUAAUAAUAAGUCUUGCUUAAAUUAUGCCAUUCUCUAAAGUUGGUAAUAUCUCUGAUAUUUUUUUGACAUAUACAUUUUGUCCAUAAAAUGUUUUGAAGGUAAAAUGGGCCUUUUUACACAUUGUGUUUAUUAAAACUUUUAGUUGUGAAAUAUAGAAAAUAUGUUUAGGAUCAUAGAAAUAUCAGUGAAAGAUACUGUUAUCACUGGGACUACUUAGUCUUGGGGGUGAAGGGAAAAAUCUAAACUGUCUUUAGGAAUAAAAUUAUUACAGUUCUCAUAUACAGUCA
Messenger RNA from Microtus ochrogaster (prairie vole), 1706 nucleotides. It is a transcript of the gene Emc2, whose product is annotated as ER membrane protein complex subunit 2. Lineage: Eukaryota; Metazoa; Chordata; Mammalia; Rodentia; Cricetidae. The record is from RefSeq and is a predicted model, not a curated record. Gene Ontology annotation, molecular function: protein binding.